This is a messenger RNA of Emiliania huxleyi CCMP1516, 315 nucleotides long. RefSeq lists its product as hypothetical. NCBI's taxonomy places the organism in Eukaryota, Haptophyta, Isochrysidales, Noelaerhabdaceae. The annotation marks the transcript as partial. Gene Ontology annotation, biological process: regulation of DNA-templated transcription. The record is from RefSeq and is a predicted model, not a curated record. The transcript is spliced from 3 exons.
AUGUCGACGGCGAGUCUGAGUGCUGCGGCAGCCGCGACCGCCGCGCCGCCGGCUCCUCUCCCUGUGCCUCCUCCUCCCGCGGGCUCCGCCUCCGCCGAGGUGCCGGUGCAGCAGGCGUCGCGGCCGAUUGUGGUCGGCUCGUGCGCCUACUGGCGCGGCAAGGAGGCCGAGGAGUCAAAGUCGCAUGAGUGGACAGUCUAUGUCCGCGCCGCCUCACCAGACGAGGACCCAGGGCUCUUCAUCAAGCGGGUGGUUUUCCAGCUCCACCCCACGAUCACGCCCUCCACGCGAACAGUCGAGGCGCCGCCGUUUGAG